Exophiala xenobiotica is the source of this 3508-nucleotide messenger RNA. RefSeq lists its product as uncharacterized. The record is from RefSeq and is a predicted model, not a curated record. NCBI's taxonomy places the organism in Eukaryota, Fungi, Ascomycota, Eurotiomycetes, Chaetothyriales, Herpotrichiellaceae. Gene Ontology annotation, molecular function: protein binding. The transcript has a single exon. The coding region runs from base 365 to 3271 and encodes 968 amino acids.
CUGGGCUCGACAUCAUCCAUACAGGCAUCGCUUUCUCAUCCACUCCUGUCCUUUUGUUGGCUUCGUUGCACAACAUUUCACGCCUUUCUACCUGCACAUCUGAUUGCCUAAUCUCUCCGGAGUGUCCAGCUCAAAUAUGCAAUCCUGACGGCACGCUCGGAAGGUUCACAUGCUCUUGUGCUCACCACAACUCACCUUGGGUCCAAUCUCCCAUCUCGAUCGUGCCACGAAGCCUUGCAGCCUCUCCAUUCAGAACUGGUAGACAACAUUUCGGUAUCAACGUCGCCGCUGCAAUUCCUCCGAGCCUCAGUUUUUGCUCGAGUCGCCUCUCUCGCGGACUGGACACCCUUCACGUCCGUCGACGAUGGAUCCCUAUAACAACCCCGAUCUUGACCCGCUGCGGUCGUCCUAUGCCUCUAGCUCUACAAACACACCCUUCCGUCUCGACGAAGGCUUUUCAGAAGAUGCCUCGAGUCAGGACGAGAAUGGGCGCCACAUGUUUGCAGCCAUGGCUGCUCGAUUCCAAGAAUGGGUUAUGGCUCAAAAUGAAGAUGCUCGAGCAGAGAUUGCAUACGAAGUGUUGCGCACACUCAGGACCUCAAACAUUGCAGCAGUAGUCGACAGAUUGACGCCACUUCUACACAUCGAUCCUGUUGAAAAGCUCCCUGCCGAGAUUACUGGGUUGAUCUUUUCAUACCUUGAUGCCAACACCCUGUUGACUGCGUCACUUGCAUCGCGGACCUGGCGGGCACGGAUCAUGGAUCCUAUGCUUUGGCUCGAACUGUACAAGAAUCAAGGCUGGAGAUACGACCACAAGGAGGUCAGGGCAUUCGAGAAUGCACACAAUUCCCUAGUCAGACAAGAACUCAAGAAGGCCCGAGGACGACUUCAUGGCCAGCCUUCCCUUAAGAAGCGUGCUACCUCGGACUGGCUGGAAUCACGACCACGCAAGGUUUCGGCCGACGUAUCCUCGUGGCGUGAACAGCAUGGUGUGGUCGAGGCGGACACGGAUUUCAGAUCAGAGUCUGAGGACCAAGAAAUGCAAGAUGCGCCAAACAGCAUCCAGAAUUCCCCUCAGAGGCCGAACAAGAGAUCAAGCCAGGAGUCCGAUGACGAGAUGGAUUACAACCCCAGCAACAUGGAUGUCAAGAAUGAAGACAGCAAUGCUGUUGAUGCCCCGGAGCCUCCGAUCAAGUCGAGCUUGAUCGUCACUGAUUCCAGUGGUGGAGAGAAGCUGAACUGGCUUCAUCUGUAUAUGCAACGCCAGAAGCUGGAGUCCAACUGGUCCAAGGGGCUUUAUGCAACCUUUGAAUUACCACACCCGGACCACCCGAAUGAAGCUCACACCGAAUGUGUCUACACCAUCCAAUUCUUCGGCAGAUGGCUUGUUAGUGGCAGUCGAGACAAGACGCUUCGUAUAUGGGAUCUUGAGACUAGACGACUCCGGGGCAAGCCUCUUGUUGGCCACUCUCAAUCAGUGUUGUGCCUUCAAUUUGAUCCCACAGAGAGCGAGGACGUCGUCAUAUCUGGCAGCAGCGAUGCCAGCGUCUUGAUAUGGCGUUUCUCCACUGGUCAAAAAAUCCAUGAAAUCCCGUCCGCCCACGAAGAAUCCGUGCUCAAUCUCAGAUUUGACAAACGAUACCUGGUAACAUGUUCCAAAGACCGGCGAAUCAAGAUAUGGAACCGUCGGCAUUUGACUGCGACGGACGAGGACUAUCCAAAGAUCGAUCGUGCUAGCUCGGCUCGCGUGCCUUCUUACAUCGUCAAUACGGUGGACAUGGAGCCUUCUCUCCUAGAGACAAGACUGGCCAACGGCACCAUCCGGGCUUUGAAACCGUACAUGCUUUUGCUGACCCUGGAAGGGCAUAAUGCCGCGGUUAAUGCUAUUCAGAUCAACGGAGAUUUGAUCGUGUCUGCCUCUGGCGAUAGGCUUAUCAAGGUAUGGAGCGCGAAAAGUGGCAAGCUUUUGCGAACACUCCAGGGGCAUCAGAAAGGUAUCGCUUGCGUCCAAUUCGACAGCAAGCGUAUCGUCAGUGGCAGUAGUGACAACACUGUUCGGAUAUACGAUCCCUACACAGGCGCGGAAGUUGCAGAACUGAAGGGCCACCGCAAUUUGGUACGCACCAUUCAAGCUGGGUUCGGUGACUUGCCUGGAAGUGAAGAGGAUGAUAACUUGCUAGCAAGAGAAGCCGAGCGGAAGUAUCUUGACAACCUUGCUAAUGGCAGGGUCGUCGAAGACAGGCAGUACAGCCGCGAAAUCAGGAAUGGUGAACACGGAAGCUCCCGACUCGCUCUGGGGGCCAAAUUGCCGCCUGGCGGAGGCGGUAGUAAAUGGGGACGAAUUGUGUCCGGCAGCUACGACCAGACUAUCAUCAUCUGGAGGAAGAAUACCGAGGGACAUUGGGUAAUCGGUAAACAGCUGUUCCAGCAUCCAUUCGCCCAUGGGCCUGGGAGCGCGAGACCACGAGCACAGCCUCAAUCCCAACCUCAACCAGUGAAUGCAAACAACCCUCCGGCCCCGCCUGUUCAACCUCCAAAUGCUCCGGCUCAGGCGUCGACGCCCCAAGUCCGGUCCGCUCCCGCCAACCUUGGCCCCGGAGGGUCUGCUCACCCUGCAGCCAUGUCCGCCUCGCAAAUAGUGCAACAAGCUGUCGGGACUUCGUUUGCCAGUCUGGGGGCCGGUCUGUCGAACGUUAUCGGCGUUGGAAGACUUUUGAACCCUCCGAUUAGUGGUCCACGAACGGGAACAAACCACAGCUCCAGCUUUACAGCCAACGCGAGCAUCAACGGCACUCCACAAGCCAUUGCCACUGCUGCGGGUACCCAUACGCAAGCUAUCGUGUCGCAGGCUGUUCAACAAGCGCUAAACCAAGCAGUACAAAACAGAUCUUCUUCACAUGGGCAGACCGGAUCGCAAAGUCAAGCGUCGCGUCCAAGUGAUCAUGUCACGAAUGCUUCCACUCCCACAUUGAAUGGUGUCAACAAUCACAAUCAACAGCAGCCAACAGCUCCUGCCAACCUCCCGCAUCCUAUCCAACAAGCAGCAAUGACACUACAGCAGCAUCAACAGGGGCCACCUGCACCCGCACCAGCUACAGGCCAAGGUCAACAAGCUGACCAGCAGCAUUCUUCGGUUUCCCGCGUAUUCAAGCUCCAAUUCGAUGCCCGGCGAAUAGUGUGUUGCUCACAAGAUAGUAGGAUUGUGGGCUGGGAUUUUGCAAACGGAGAUCGGGAUGUCAUGGAGGCCUCAAAGUUCUUUAUUGGACCGUGAGUUGAUAUUCAAAAGGAGGUGAUCGAAGGCUCGCGGAACAGGCAUCUGAAUGACUUUACGACAGCAUUUUGGACUUGCAUUAGCAUAGCAUUGGCGGGGAUUGGUACCAGCAAUAGCAUUGGAGGCGAGUUUGUACUAGCUUGGGAUCAGAUUUCCAGGCCAACAUGAUCUUUUAGAGGAUGCGAUGUUGAAUGUAAUUGCCGUCACGUUUAUACAAUAAGCAAGACGAUCGUGAAC